Molecule: messenger RNA, 3219 nt
Organism: Dictyostelium discoideum AX4
Lineage: Eukaryota; Evosea; Eumycetozoa; Dictyosteliales; Dictyosteliaceae
Exons: 2
Coding region: 1-3219 (1072 amino acids)
Molecular function (GO): terpene synthase activity
Source: RefSeq, a predicted model, not a curated record
AUGAUGAGUUUAAAACAAAUUAUCAGUUUAUUAAUUAUAAUUUUAUAUUUUGCCAGUAAAUCGAGUUGUUUGGAAAUAUAUAGUUAUUCACAAAAUAAAUUAGAUAUAACUAUAAAUGGAGAUGGAUUUACAGAAUUUUCAAAAGUUUAUUUUCUAGUGGAAAAUGGUGAAUCACCAUUAAUUGUUGAACAAAGUUAUUUAUUCAAUGAUUCAAAAAUUAUUAUUGUAACAAUACCACAAACUUUAACAAAUUGUAAUUUCACAGUUGUAAAUAAAAGAUUUACAAUAAUAGAAGAAUCAAAUAAACUUUUUCUUGAAAUUGAUAUGACACCAAUAAUAAUAAAUGCACAAACUAGUAUAUCAAAAACAACAACAAUCAAUGAAACAAUAUUAACAAUUUACUAUUUUGGUAAUUAUUUAUGGCAACCAUUUAAUAAUAUAAAUUAUAAUAUUACAAUUAGUAUUGAUAAUGGUAUUACAUUUAUUGAUUGCUUAAAUAUAAGUCAAGUUUUAAAUUUAACCAAUCAAUAUAUUCAAUGUAAAAUUUUAAUACCAACACCAACACCAUCACCAAUUGAUGAUGAUGAUAUGAUAAUAAGAAAUGAAAUUUUAUCAAAUAUAAAAAUUGGAAAUUAUGAAAUCAUUCAAUUUAAAUUCAACCAAUCAAUACCACAUUUAGUUCAAAUUACACAAGUAUUUCAAAUGUAUUUUAAAAUUGAGGGUAAAGGAUUAUCAAAUCCAAUUAAAUUAUUAAAUGAACCAAUUUCAAUUUAUUGGGUUAAAGAAUCAGAUUAUAAUAAUAAUGAAAUUGAUAUUGCAUUAGAUUGUGAUAUUGAUGAUAAUAUUGAAUAUAAUUUAAUUUUUUGUAGAUUUAAUAAUAAAUUAUUAUUAGAAUUAACGUUAAAUGAAACAGUAUUUAUUAGAGUUAAAGAGUAUGGUAUUAUAUCAAAUGAAUUAACUUUAAAUAUUAAACCAAUUAUUAAUAUUGGUAUUGAAAGUGAAAAUAAAAUUGAAAUUUAUCCAAUUGGUGAUCAAAAUAUAACUAUUAAGGGUUAUUAUUUUAUUGAUAAUAAUAAUGAAGAAGGAAUAGCAACAACAAAUUUAUCAAUUUUAAAUUAUAUAUCAUCAAAACAAACUUUUUGUGAAAAUGCAAAAUUAAUAAAUAAAACUGAAAUCACUUGUACAUUACCAUCAGAUUUUUCAAUGGAUUUCACAGUUUUAAAAAUAACUAUUAAUGGUAUAUCUUCUGAUGAAAUUUCACCAUUUCAAUAUUUAAUACCAAAAAUUGAAAGUUCAAAUUAUAUUAAUAGUAGUGAUGGUGUUGUUUCAAGUAUAAUAAUUAAUGGUGAUAAUUUAAUAAAAGAUGCAACUGUAAAAUUUUCAAAUACAAUUUUAAUAUGUGAGAAUGUAAUUAAAGGUUAUUCAAUUAAAUGUUAUUUCCCAACAACAAUUAAUAAUGAUAAUACAUUUUUGACAUGUGGCCAAAUUAUUUAUAGUGAUAGAAAAUAUAGUUUAGUUUAUCAAUAUUAUGCAGCGGAAAUUUAUUCAUUAAAUUUUAAAUCUGAUGAAAAUGAAGAUGAUGAAAAUUUUAAUACUUGUGAUGAUAAUUUAUCAAAAAAUUAUUUAAUAAUUAAUGCAACACUUAGAUGUGAAGCAAUAACACCAGAUCAAUAUAUGAAUAGUAAUAUUUAUAUUGAUGCUGAUAAUUAUUCACAAUCAUCAUUAUUAGAAUUUAAAAAUGGUUUAUUUUAUUUUAUAUUUCCAAAUUGUAAAAUACCACAAAAGAAUGAUGAAUUUUAUUUUUCAUUUAAAUUUAAAGAAACAGGUUUAGCAUUAUAUAAAUAUAGAAUUAUUGAACCAACUAUUAAAACUAUAUCAGUAGAAAAUGAAUCUGCUGGGGGUGGUGGUAGUGGUAAAUUAAUAAUUGAUGGUUUCAAUUUAAGUAAAACAACUAAAUUUAAAUUCAAUUCAAUUCAAUUAAAAUGUGAUAGUGAAACAAUUUGUUAUUUACCAAAUAGUGAAGAAUGUAUUAAAAUCAAUGGAAAUGAUACGAGUUGUGGUAGAGAUGAUUGUGGAUAUAUUGAUUAUUAUGGUUCGUUUUAUAGUGGUAGAAUAAUGUAUUUCAUUAGACCAUUGGUUAAAUUUUUAAAAGUUGAUGGAAAAUUAAUAGAGGUGGAAGUAGAAACAAUGCAAUGUACUUUAAAAGGUAAAGAAUUUUAUGAAAAUAGUACAGGUAUAAUAACAGAUGUUAUCAAUGAUACAAGUGAACGUUAUCCAUUAUUAAGUUUUGAUAGUAAUAAUAAUAAUAAUAAUAAUAAUAAUAUUUUAAAUUUUAAAUUUCAAUUUAAUUCAAAACCUUUACAAAGUAAUGGUAUUUUUAAUAUUUAUUUUACAUUUUUUAAUGUAAAAUCAAAUAAUAGUUAUUUUAUAAAUUUACCAAAUCAAAUAAUUCAAAAUAUUAAUUUUAUUAAUAAUCAAUUUUUAAUUACUGGUUUAAAUUUAUCAUUAUCAUCAAAUAUUACUUAUUUAAAUAAUAAAUUAAAUUGUAUAAAUAGUAUUAAUAAUUAUAAUAAUAAUGAUGAUGAUGAUGAUGAUGAUGAUAAUAAUGAAAAUAUAAUUUAUACAAAUACAAUGAUAUGCAAUAAUAGUAAUUUAAAUGAAAUUGUAAUUAAUAAAUGUGAUUUAAUUAAUUAUGUUGGUGAUAUAUUUACAAAUGUUAAUUAUAGAUUCUUGGUUAAACCAAUAAUUUAUGAUGUUAGAAUUGGUAAAGAAAAUUUUCAAGAUGAAAAUGGAAAUUUUGAAAAUAAUUUUUAUAUUUCAAAAAUUUAUAUAAAUGGUUCAUUAAAUUGUAAUGAAAUUUCAAUUGAUUCAUAUUCAUCAUUAAAUUUAUUAUCAAAAUUAGAUGGUACUUCAAUACCAUUUAGUCAUUUUCUUUUAUCAACAUCAUCAUCAAUAAAUAAUUUUGAAAAAAAUGGUUUAUUUAUUUUUAAUUUUAUUGAAAGGAAAAUAAGAAUAAAUAAAUCAACAUAUAAAUUAUCAUUUUCUUUUGGUGGUUUUGGUGGUAUUUCUUCAAAUGAAAUUAUAAUUAAUGAAAAUCAAUUCAUUGAUGAAACUGAUUAUUCAAAAAAUAAUAAUCAAUUAAAUUUAACAAUAACAAAUUCAUUAAAUAAUAAUAUUAAUUUAAUAUUUAUUUUAAUUUUAAUUGUAUUACUAUUUUAA